AUGGGAUCAGACAGCCGGGAACAGAUUACAUUCGAGCGAGAACAGCCUCUAGCUUCUUCGAAAACGCUCAAAGCAUUCGAAAUGCCAGCAGGAGACCACGCAUUUUUAUUCGAUAUUCCGCUUCCUAGCAAGAUCCUCGAUACAGCCACUGGCGCAAACCAUCAAUAUCACACAUAUCGCGUAGAGGCCAUUGUCGAGCGACGCCUCAAAAGCGAUUUUGUGGUCUCGCAGCCGGUUAGGAUUUACCAGGUUUCUGAUUUGGAGACGAGCUAUUUACGACUACAUUGUCCACUGACUCUCGAGGGCCAUUCCAGUGAAAAUAUUCAGUAUUGCCUCUCCAUCACUGACCGGAACGUUCCCUUUGGUUGCACAUUCCCCGUGGAAUGCUGGUUUGCACCGCUGUUGAAAUACGCCAAGCUCAACACUGUCACAAUCAAAGUCAUUGAGAAACAAACUGCGCGGUUGGAAGCUACUGCUGCAGACUCAGUGCGACACAACAUGCAGUUUAUCACUGCAGCACAAACUCAAACUGUUCUCUCUAAGACCAUUGAUUUCUCUCCAGGCGACGAGUCUCCGGGAGAUGGCUCGGAAAUUGAAUGGCGCUUCACUAUACCCGUUUCUCUGCCACAAAGCCUCGAUUCCUGCUCGCAGAGUAUCUCGACCAGACAUCUCAAGAUUACGCACGAGCUUUCUAUCACUGCUGAGUUCCACGAUGAGGCUGGGGAUGUUACGGCUGUGAUCACGGAAGUUAUGCCAUUUAAGAUUCAUAUGACACCUAAUGUGAUUGGAGAAGAUGCGACCAUUCAUGGGCAAGAUAUCCAACUCAUGCAGGGAAGCCAAAGUCCUCCUCCAGCUUACGGUGAUCGUCUUUCGGACUUGAUAGUGUCGGCAGCUUCUCAACUAAAUAUUUGUGAGCAUUCUAUACCAGCGGAGACGAAUCCUGGGUGUACUUUGAGUGAGCACGAUGCGAAUAUUCACACCAUGGAGCCUGCUCCCCGAUACGAAGAGGUCUUAUAG
Molecule: messenger RNA, 1017 nt
Organism: Penicillium psychrosexuale
Lineage: Eukaryota; Fungi; Ascomycota; Eurotiomycetes; Eurotiales; Aspergillaceae
Exons: 3
Coding region: 1-1017 (338 amino acids)
Source: RefSeq, a predicted model, not a curated record